Vespula pensylvanica (western yellowjacket) is the source of this 1087-nucleotide messenger RNA. RefSeq lists its product as uncharacterized. The record is from RefSeq and is a predicted model, not a curated record. The coding region runs from base 106 to 489 and encodes 127 amino acids. The transcript has 3 exons. Lineage: Eukaryota; Metazoa; Arthropoda; Insecta; Hymenoptera; Vespidae.
UCUGAUAUCGAAACAGUCACGUACCGACUUAUUCGAACGGAAAGUCUUUGAGAGUGGUCCUAUCGUCUUGCUGCAUCUUCGAUAUUACUUUUUAAAUCUUGAAACAUGGGAUUAAAUCACGUGACAGCUAUUGUAUUUUCGUUCGUAUUUGUGAUGCUAUGCGCGUCUUUGCCGGUACAGGAAAAUAUUUUUACGUGCGACUGCAAUCAUUGCAAUGUGAAGAGUACGAUCGAUCCUGGAGAAAAGGAAAUGACUACGAUCGUUCCGGAUGAAAAAACGAGUGAAAAAAAAAGCAACAGUAGCAAUGGUGAUGAAACAAUCUGCGCUCGUGAUCGCGACUUCGAAGACAAAACCUUUUCGAGCGUGUGUCAUAUGCUUUGUUACAAUAAAUGUACUCAUUUUCGUAUAGCUCUGCAGAAGAAUACGACAAGAUACAUUACUGUUAUUUAUAGAACAAAUUAUUACAAAUUGUGGAAUGGUCCUUGUUAAGGAAAAACAUACUUGACGUGGAUAAAGGAAAAUAUCAAACAUUUAUCUAAUAGAUAUAUCUUAUAAAGAGGCAAAAGAUGUAAUGAACUCUAUGUUAUUACAUUAAAACAAAAUGAUAAUUGUUAACAUUUUUUAAAGUAAUGUAUAGAAUUUGAUCAUGCGUGAUUUCUAUUUUCUUGCGAACACAUAAUUUCGCUCCUAUUUAUAUGGUCUUUUUUCUUUGUAUUAUGCAUUAUUUCUAAUUAAUUCCUAUCCCUUUGAAACCGUCUAAUCAUCUCGUGACGGUUCCCGCAUAUCCCUACUCUAGCUGCGUCACCUCACUUGUUCAAGAACCUAGUUCUCUCUUCAGCCGCUAUGUUGCGCAUAGUCGAAUAUAUUGCCACAGCAAAAUGUAACAUAGUCGUAUUCAAAUAUCGUGUUCAACGGUGAGAAAGCAUACUUACCUGGCGCAGAGGUUACCGUGAUCAAGAAGGCGGUUCCUCCAGGGCGAGGCUCUUCCAUUGCACUACGGUUGAGCUGACCCUUGCGAAUAUCCCUAAUGUGGAUAUCUCGGGCGUAUAAUUUUUGGUAGUCGGGACUGCGUUCGCGCUAUCCCGGU